CCUUCCAGGGCUUUAGGAACUUGCUGUAGUUUAAUGGCCAUCACUGAAAUUACGUUACUUCUUUUUUUCUAAAUCGUGGGUUAAUUAUUCUAGCGUAAUUUUAAAUACCUUAUCAAAUGGGGUUACACUUUGGAGUGUUUGAAGCGAGAAACAACUGAAACUUUUUACGUUGUGCUGGAAAGGCUUCGUGACCGAUUGGCACUUAAGUUGUUCAACAUUGCAGGUAGUUGGCUACACUGGCAGAGGCAUAAAUAUUUCUUCAUUCAAAGAUAAACCUCGGUGCAUAAUGCAUUCACAGACGUGCCGACGUGUACUUUGUCCGCACCCCAAAAUGGUCGUAGAGAUUCUACUUAGACAUGCCAAAUAAUGCGAUUGAGAUUUGCAUCCAGCAACCAAUGCGUAAACGAAUAUGGCGUCAGUUUAUUAGCGUUAAGUCACUUCGUAUUAUCAUUCACUUUGAUUUCGUAACUUGGAUGACAAUCUUGCCAUUUAAUUUAUCCUUUUUUAACAUUCACAUGGCCGUGUUUUUGUAUGUGGCUGGCCGGGCGAGAAACAAGAUGCUUUUUAAUAGAACAUUGCCUGGUCCAAGUAACUUGAACGAGGUAUGAAUAUUAAUGGCGACCCCAACGAGACAGUAUCGUAGAGCACUGCGCGUCAGUCACCACAAGAUUUGGCUUUGAAAAUGUAAUCUACCGAUGAGUCUGCGAGGCAGCUCGGCCUUGCUGUCGCUAAAAGUUUAACACUUAACAACCUAGUCGCUACAGCCUCCGGGAUGAGUGUGAUUCAGCAAGUCAUUUGCCUUUGCUUUUUACUAUCUUUGUCCUGCUUUUGGUCGGUAAUGUGUCGACCUCAACUUCGUCCCUCUGAAUUUAAAAGUCGAACCGCUGAAGCCAAGACUGAAGUUGGUGCCAAUAGUCAACCUUUUGCUACACUUGCAUCGCGGUCGUUGAAGGGCGAUGGUAGUUUAUCAGUUGAAGAGGCAGGCAUUUCCAUCCUCUUCAAAUUGCAAAUCUUCCCCUUCCGGAAGCCCAACAAUGAGCUCGCAGUGGAUGCUCGGAACGGAGACCUACCAAGAGACAAUGGCGUCUGGGGAACUGGCAUUGAAUUUGGGCUUCCUAAUGGCGCUGGCUUUGGCUACGGUCAAGACGCUUCAUUCAACACGUUUUCAUUCAGCUCAGUUUCGUACAUUUUCAAAGGAUGAAAGUCGUUACCCAUUUUUUUUAUUUAUUUUGCAUUUUAAAUAUUUAAAAAAUAAAUUAUUGAAUAAACCUAAGUCAGAUCUCA
This is a messenger RNA of Daphnia magna, 1284 nucleotides long. RefSeq lists its product as uncharacterized. Bases 773 to 1201 code for a protein of 142 amino acids. The transcript has 4 exons. The record is from RefSeq and is a predicted model, not a curated record. NCBI's taxonomy places the organism in Eukaryota, Metazoa, Arthropoda, Branchiopoda, Diplostraca, Daphniidae.